This is a messenger RNA of Suillus bovinus, 919 nucleotides long. RefSeq names its product Translin. Bases 111 to 788 code for a protein of 225 amino acids. Gene Ontology annotation, cellular component: cytoplasm; nucleus. Gene Ontology annotation, biological process: RNA metabolic process. The transcript has 7 exons. The record is from RefSeq and is a predicted model, not a curated record. Gene Ontology annotation, molecular function: single-stranded DNA binding; sequence-specific DNA binding; RNA binding. Lineage: Eukaryota; Fungi; Basidiomycota; Agaricomycetes; Boletales; Suillaceae.
CGGUCACGAGCAUUAGGUAUUUGCCGUGUUCAUUGAUAUAAGUUGAGCCGAUCAAAGUGAAAGUCUUCAACUCAGUACAAUAACUUGUGGGCGCCUCAUCAUUACAACAUAUGGAUUCUUGUGAUGUAGAACGUCUCAACGAACUCUUGGAGCAAGAUGUAGAACUGCGAGAGAAAAUCAAGGACCAAGUGACAGAUCUAGAUAAGAAGACUCGCAAUAUGGUCGGGAUUCUCAAUAAAAUCCAUUCCACACCUCCAGAGUCAAUUCCAGCUCUCCUUGAUAGUGUGCGCCCAAUUUUGCACAGUUGUCAGGCCACCAGUGCCGCAAUGGCUGCACUCAUCCCUCCCAGCCAGUUCUGGCGAUGGAAGGAAAUGUGGUCCAACUCUUUGCGCACUGCCAUCUUUUCAGCUGCCUUGGUCGAAUUUCUUUCAACAGGGAAACUCAUUUCCCUCCCAGAGGUCUGCUAUAUUCUAGGGAUCAAAGAUGAAUGGAAAGGCCGAUUUGCACUACCCGUCGAAGAUUAUCUUCACGGUCUGAUAAGCCUUGUCAACGAGUUGUCUCGUCUCGCUGUAAACGCAGUGACCCUUGGAAACUUUGAAGCACCUAUUCAGAUAUCUAUCUUUGUGAAGGAUCUAUUCGCCGGAUUUUCGAUGCUGAAUCUAAAGAAUGACACGCUCCGGCGACGUUUUGAUAGUUUGAAAUAUGAUCUCAAGAAAAUAGAAGAAGUGGUAUACGAUGUCUCACUCCGGAAAUUAGCACCUCCCCCACAGGAAGGACGUCAAAUCUAAAGCAGUUGUAGUUGUAAUGUAACAACGUUCGACGACAUCGUGUUGUGUUCGCAAUAUCAAUAUUUGAAUACUCCAGUAAAAAAAAAUGUACUAGUAGACGACCCACUUAAAAGACUCGAAAUUGACGUGAU